Rasamsonia emersonii CBS 393.64 is the source of this 1563-nucleotide messenger RNA. Its product is annotated as Succinate dehydrogenase. The record is from RefSeq and is a predicted model, not a curated record. Bases 1 to 1563 code for a protein of 520 amino acids. The transcript has a single exon. Lineage: Eukaryota; Fungi; Ascomycota; Eurotiomycetes; Eurotiales; Trichocomaceae.
AUGCCGUCCUUGCCAUCCUCCUGCGACGUCCUGGUGAUCGGGGGCGGAAACGCCGGCUUCUCCGCCGCCGUGGCCGCCGCCCAGGCCGGCGCUGGCCAGGUCAUUCUGAUCGAUAAAUGCCCCCAGGAAUGGGCCGGCGGCAAUUCCUUCUUCACGGCGGGCGCCAUGCGCACCGUCCACGACGGCCUGCCUGAUCUGCUGCCGCUGGUGAACAACGUCGACGCCGAACUGGCCAAGAUCAUCGAUCUGCCGCCGUACACCAAGGCCGACUUUGAGAAUGACAUGCGUCGCCUCUGCCAGGGCCGGUCUGACCCCCGGCUGACCCGCAUCCUGGUCGACGACUCGCGCAGUGUCAUCCAGUGGCUGAAGGCCAACGGCGUCCGCUUCCAGCUCUCGAUGAACCGGCAGGCCUUUCUCGUCAACGGCCGCCACAAGUUCUGGGGUGGACUGGCCCUGAAGACCGAAGACGGCGGCAAAGGCCUGAUGGAAGACCACAAGAGGGCCGCGAAGAGACACGGCGUGUCGGUCUACUACUCUACUGCAGCGCAGCGUCUGCAUCAAGACCCGCAGACAGGCGCCGUCACCGGCGUCACUGUGAGCCAUCACGGCCGGACGAUGACCAUCAACGCCAAAGCCGUGAUCCUGACUGCCGGCGGCUUCGAGGCCAGCCCGCAGAUGAGGGCGCAAUACCUGGGCCCCGGAUGGGAUCUGGCAUACGUCCGCGGCACGCCCUACAACACAGGCGACUGUCUCAACAUGGCCAUUCGCGACGUCUCCGCAAAGCCAGCAGGCAACUGGUCCGGCUGCCACGCUACAUGCUGGGAUGCGAACGCCCCGGCCAACGCAGGAGACCGGGAGGUCUCGAACGAAUUCACCAAGUCCGGAUAUCCGCUCGGCGUCAUGAUCAACGCCAACGGCGAGCGCUUCGUCGACGAGGGCCUCGACUACCGGAACUACACGUACGCGGCCUUCGGACGGGCGAUCCUCGCGCAGCCGAACGGGAUCGCCUUCCAGGUGUGGGACGCGAAGACGACCCCCUGGCUGCGCAGCGAGGAAUACCGCGACGGCCGGGUGAAGAAGAUCCAGGCAUCGACCAUCGCCGAGCUGGCCGACAAAUGCUGCAGUGAAGGUCUGCAGAACCGCACGCAGUUCAUCCAGACGCUGGAGCAGUACAACGCGGCGGUGUACGCCCACCGCAAGGCUCACCCGGACCUGAAAUGGGACCCAGCCGUAAAAGACGGCCUAUCGACGAGUGGUCUCCCUUUGCCGAAAUCCAACUGGGCGCUCCCCAUCGACGAGCCGCCGUUCCUGGCCGUCAAAGUCACCGGCGGCGUGACCUUCACCUUUGGCGGGCUGGCGGUCAACCCGGAGACGGCGGCGGUGAUUUCGUCGGCGACGGACCGCGAGAUCCCGGGAUUGUUCUGUGCGGGCGAGAUGCUGGGAGGAUUGUUUUAUGGGAAUUACCCUGGGGGAAGUGGAUUGACGGCUGGUGCGGUGUUUGGUCGUAGGGCAGGCAUUGCGGCUGCGAAGAGGGCUGCAAGGGAUGCUCGUGCGAGGUUGUAA